AUGGGGUGCUUCAGCUUCAUUAAGGUCAUGAUGAUCCUCUUCAAUAUGCUCAUCUUUCUGUGUGGUGCAGCCCUGUUGGCAGUGGGCAUCUGGGUGUCGGUUGAUGGACCAUCCUUCAUGAAGAUCUUCGGGCCGAUGUCAUCCAGUGCCAUGCAGUUCGUCAACGUGGGCUACUUCCUCAUCGCAGCCGGUGCUGUGCUCUUCGCUCUUGGUUUCCUGGGCUGCUACGGCGCCCACACUGAGAGCAAGUGUGCCCUCAUGACGUUCUUCUUCAUCCUCCUCCUCAUCUUCAUUGCUGAGGUUGCAGCUGCUGUGGUCGCCUUAGUGUAUACUACAUUGGCUGAGAACUUCCUGAUGGCGGUGGUGGUGCCUAAUAUCAAAAAAGAGUACGGUUCCCAAAAAGACUUCACCCAAGUGUGGAACUCCACCAUGGCAGGGCUCAAGUGCUGUGGCUUCACCAACUACACAGAUUUUGAGGGCUCGCCCUAUGUAAGAAUGAACGGUACCUUUCCCCCAUACUGUUGCUAUAACAGUGUUAAUCACUCGUUCGUGGAACCCUGCAACAGUGUCAACGCCCAUAACAUGAGCGUACAGGGAUGCUUCAAACAGCUUCUGUAUGACAUCCGAACCAACGCAGUCACUGUGGGUGGUGUGGCAGCCGGAAUUGGGGGCUUGGAGCUGGCUGCCAUGAUUGUGUCCAUGUAUCUGUACUGCAAUCUGGAAUAA
Messenger RNA from Budorcas taxicolor (takin), 726 nucleotides. RefSeq names its product tetraspanin 1 (gene TSPAN1). Gene Ontology annotation, cellular component: membrane. The coding region runs from base 1 to 726 and encodes 241 amino acids. The record is from RefSeq and is a predicted model, not a curated record. NCBI's taxonomy places the organism in Eukaryota, Metazoa, Chordata, Mammalia, Artiodactyla, Bovidae. The transcript has 7 exons.